This is a messenger RNA of Caenorhabditis remanei, 1701 nucleotides long. RefSeq lists its product as uncharacterized. Bases 1 to 1701 code for a protein of 566 amino acids. The record is from RefSeq and is a predicted model, not a curated record. Lineage: Eukaryota; Metazoa; Nematoda; Chromadorea; Rhabditida; Rhabditidae. Gene Ontology annotation, molecular function: protein binding. The transcript has 9 exons.
AUGUCAACUUCAAAAAAGAAAUUCACAAUGACUCGAGUUUUUGUUGAUCUGUUGGACUAUGCUGAGGAUUAUGAGGACUUUCAUCUAGGAGAGGAACACUUUCAUAUGCAUUGGAAUAUAUAUUUAUCUCGGGAGAAUGGAAACGCGGAAUUGCUCUUUUUUUUAAAUGAUCUGGAUCCUGUUGAUGAAGAUUCAGAGUCUACCGAUGAAACAUUUUUCAUCGAAGCAGAAAUAGAUGUCCAGAUGUUAUUGGAAAACAGGAGAAUUGAAAUAAAAAAUCAAAAAGUUAUCUGUCAGUCUCUGGAUGAUGACUAUUUUCACAAAGUCCGUCUUAUGAGCUGGGAAGACUUAAGAAGAAAAUGUUCAGUAUAUGGAGAAGUGAAAAUUGAAGUUCACUUUGAGAUCACUAAAAUGAGCGGAGUUUUGGCAAGAAAAACGUUUCUGUCGUUCCAAUCGACAUAUUUCAAAGCUCUUCUUCUUGGAAACUUCGAAGAAUCCAAGAAAUCGGAAGUGAUUCUUCAGGAUAUCGAUCACCGAGAUUUUCAGAAGUUUCUAGAAGUUCUAUACGGAGGAAACGCUAUUGAUGAUGACUAUUUCGAAAAUAUUCUCCGUCUCGCAGACAUGUACGAUGCUCCAAUUGCUCGUAGAAAAUGUGAGGAGUUUCUGAUGGAGAAAUCGAAAAAAUCAUUGAAAGAAAAACUUGAAUUAUCGAUGGAAUACAAUAUGGAGAAUGUAAAAGGAAAAUGCCUCUCUGAUAUCAAAACUGUCGCCGAUAUCCGAUCAGUUGUGCCUGAGAAUCUCGAAGAAAUGGAUCAUUCUCUCAUGGCGACACUUUUCCAAAAAGCUUUGAAUCUCAAUCUGUGUCAGUAUAAUGGGAACGUGGAGUUCUAUGCUAUCUCUUCCCUGACGGAAGAUGAUGGUUCUGUUGCUGGUUCUGUUGAUUCUGAUUGGUCGGAGCCAGACGGUGAAGAAUAUUGUGUCGAAACAGAAUUAGAUAUCAAGUUGACGUUUGCCGAUGGAAAAAAGAUUGAAGAAAAGAGAAAAUUUGAAUUCAAAAAUGGGGAUGACUCAAUGCAUGAAUUCAUGUGUAUUCCAUGGAGCGAUUUGAAAAGAGAGUGUUCAGUUGAUGGGAAAGUAAAAGUAGAAGUUCGUGUCAAAAUACUGAAAGCGACUGGAACGGAAACGAAGAAACUAAUGAAUUUCGAUGAAGCAAUGAAAGAUUUUUCGGAUGCUGUGCUUGUUGUGAAAAAAGAAAAGUUCUACAUAUCGAAACUGUUUCUCGCUUAUCAAUCAACGUAUUUCAAAUCGCUUCUUCUCGGUAGUUUCAAGGAAUCUAAAAAAUCGGAAAUAGCACUAAAGGAUAUCGAUCCCGAAGAUUUUCAGAAGUUUCUAGAAGUUCUGUAUGGAGAGGUUGCUGUUGAUGAUGACACUGUCGAAGGAAUCGCCCAUCUUGCGGAUAUGUAUGAUGCUCCUAAAGCUCUCAAAAGAUGCGAGCAGUUUCUAAUGAAAAAAUCGAGAAAAUCAUUGAAGAGCAAGCUGGAAUUGUCUGCGAAGUAUAAUAUGGACGGUGUGAAGAACAAAUGUCUCGGGGACAUAAAGAGCGUCGCCGAUAUUCAAUCAGUUCUACCUGAAAAUCUCGAAGAGAUGGAUCAUUCUGUUAUGGCAUCGGUUCUCAGAAAAGCUAUGUCUCAUCUUGUGUAA